Messenger RNA from Argentina anserina (silverweed cinquefoil), 1776 nucleotides. Its product is annotated as aldehyde dehydrogenase family 2 member C4-like. The coding region runs from base 138 to 1652 and encodes 504 amino acids. The record is from RefSeq and is a predicted model, not a curated record. Gene Ontology annotation, molecular function: aldehyde dehydrogenase (NAD+) activity. Lineage: Eukaryota; Viridiplantae; Streptophyta; Magnoliopsida; Rosales; Rosaceae. The transcript has 9 exons.
CACUCCUAUUUUCACCAUAUAAAGAAUAAAAACUGCUAAUUCAUUCUAAACAAAUUAACAAACACAAGCUCGAGUGAACUAGAGAGAGAGAGAGAGAGAGAGAGAAGAGCUAAGAAACACAGAGAAACAUAGAGAAGAUGGGUACUGAAAGUAAUGGCAGCUCUGUAUCUUCCGACUCCUUCGUCAAGAUGCCAACCAUAAAGUUCACCAAGCUCUUCAUUAAUGGAGAAUUCGUCGACUCCAUUUCAGGUAAAACAUUCGAGACCAUAGAUCCCAGAACCGGGGAGGUGAUAACCAGAGUUGCAGAGGGCGAUAAGGAAGACGUGGACCUAGCGGUGAAAGCUGCACGCGCCGCCUUCGACCAUGGCACUUGGCCUCGUAUGUCCGGCGCUGCGAGAGGGGCGAUUAUGAUGAAGUUUGCAGCCCUGAUUGAUGAACAUGCAGAAGAACUAGCCAAGUUGGAUACAGUUGAUGCUGGGAAGUUGUUCGGUUUAGGCAAAGCUUUAGAUAUACCUAUGGUAGCACAGAUGUUACGUUACUAUGCUGGGGCAGCUGAUAAAAUUCAUGGGGAGGUGCUGAAAAUGUCGCGUGACUUCCAAGCUUAUACUUUGCUUGAACCUAUCGGUGUUGUUGGACACAUUAUUCCAUGGAACUUCCCCAGCAGCCUGCUGUUUGCUAAGGUUGCCCCUACCCUAGCUGCUGGUUGCACUAUGGUCGUAAAACCUGCUGAGCAAACACCUCUUUCCGCGCUUUAUUAUGCGCAUCUUGCUAAGAUGGCUGGUGUUCCUGCUGGAGUGCUCAAUGUCGUAACUGGAUUCGGAAAGACUGCUGGUGCUGCCGUCAGCCAUCAUAUGGACAUUGACAAAGUUAGUUUUACUGGUUCCACAGAAGUAGGUCGUGAAGUGAUGCAGGCUGCAGCAAAGAGCAACUUAAAAUCAGUAUCACUUGAACUAGGGGGCAAGUCACCUCUUUUGAUAUUUGAUGAUGCUGAUGUCGACAAGGCUGCCGACCUUGCUCUUUUGGGAAUACUCUACAACAAGGGAGAAAUUUGUGUCGCCAGUUCUCGUGUGUUUGUUCAAGAAGGAAUUUAUGAUGAACUUGUGAAGAAGUUGAAAGAGAAGGCAAAACACUGGACUGUUGGAGAUCCUUUUGAUCCUAAUGUUCGUCAAGGACCUCAGGUCGAUAAAAAGCAGUUUGAGAAAAUUCUGACUUACAUUGAGCAUGGGAAAAGAGAAGGAGCAACUCUGUUAACAGGGGGAAAGCCUGUGGGGAACAAGGGUUAUUUCAUAGAGCCAACAAUAUUCACUGAUGUCAAGGACGACAUGCUUAUAGCCACGGAUGAAAUUUUCGGACCUGUAAUGUCACUGAUGAAGUUCAAGACCAUUGAGGAGGGAAUAGAAAGAGCCAACAACACAAAGUAUGGCCUAGCUGCAGGCAUUGUAACAAAGAACCUUGAUGUCGCUAACACCGUCUCAAGAUCAAUCCGAGCAGGCAUCAUAUGGAUCAACUGCUACUUUGGCUUCGACCACGACUGCCCUUAUGGAGGAUACAAGAUGAGUGGCUUUGGAAGAGAUUUUGGUCUGCAGGGCCUCCACAAGUACCUACAUACUAAAUCUGUGGUCACUCCCAUAUAUAACUCUCCUUGGCUCUGAAGUCUGAAUCAUAUAGCAGUGGAAUGUUAAACCUUGCAAUUCCAGUGCUGAAUAAAUGAGAGAGUCCUUUAUUUAUGUAGGAAAUGUCAAAAUAUCAUAUAUUAUACCAUCUAUUAUUCUAUUU